Messenger RNA from Bufo gargarizans (Asiatic toad), 3423 nucleotides. Its product is annotated as zinc finger protein 850-like. The record is from RefSeq and is a predicted model, not a curated record. Lineage: Eukaryota; Metazoa; Chordata; Amphibia; Anura; Bufonidae. Bases 90 to 2753 code for a protein of 887 amino acids. The transcript has 5 exons.
GUGAUCCCCCGUGUAAGAGUGAGGUGGAGGAGGACAUUCCAGUCCAUGUGACCACAGGAAAUCCCAAUAAGAAUUCUGAAGGAAACGUCAUGUUAUCACUAGAUCAUAAAGAAGAAAAUCAGGACAACAUGCAGCGUUCUUCAGGAGAAAACCUCAUUACACUGAUCGGUUAUCCAGGACCUCACAGUGCAGAUCUAUCACAUAAUCCUCCUAAUCAUGAGGAACCUUCUCCUGACCAAUCUCAGAUUAUAACCACAAGUACCGGGCAGAAAGGAAGUAAAAGGUUUCACUGUGAAGAAUGUGGAAAACUGUUUACAAGAAGCUCAGUUCUUUCUGUGCACAGAAGAAUUCACACAGGAGAGAAGCCGUAUUCAUGUUCAGAAUGUGAGAAAUGUUUUACAGACAAAUCGGGUCUCAUUAAACAUCAGAGAAUCCACACAGGAGAGAAGCCGUAUUCAUGUUCAGAAUGUGAGAAAUGUUUUACAGACAAAUCAGGUCUCAUUAAACAUCAGAGAAUCCACACAGGAGAGGAGCCAUAUUUAUGUUCAGAGUGUGGGAAAUGUUUUGCACGAAAAUCAAGUCUCCUUAUCCAUCAGACAAUUCACACAGGGCUAAAGCCAUACUCGUGCUCCGAAUGUGGGAAAUCUUUUACAGAAAAAUCAAGUCUCCUUAUACAUCAGAGAAUUCACACAGGGCUAAAGCCAUACUCAUGCUCCGAAUGUGAGAAAUAUUUUACCCAGAAAUCAAAUCUUAUUAUACAUAAGAUUCUUCACACAAGAGAGAAGCCAUAUUCAUGUGCAGAAUGUGGGAAAUGUUUUAGAGAUAAAUCAGGUCUUCUUAUACAUGAGAGAAUUCACACAGGAGAAAAGCCGUAUUCAUGUUCAGAAUGUGGGAAAUGUUUUACAAGGAAAUCACAUCUUGUUAUUCAUAAGAGAAGUCAUACAGGAGAGAAACCAUAUUCAUGUUCAGACUGUGGGAAAUGUUUUAAGCAAAAAUCACAUCUUGUAAAACAUGAGCAAAUUCACACAACAGAGAAGCCUGGGGAGAUUCUGAAUGAAUCAAGCAAUCACAGUCUAAUUGCUGAUCCUGUAAUAAGACUAACUGCAGCGUACUCACAAGUGACCAGAGAAAAGGAUCCCUCGUGUAAGAGUGAGGUGGAGGAGGACAUUCCAGUCCAUGUGACCACAGGAAAUCCCAAUAAGAAUUCUGAAGGAAACGUCAUGUUAUCACUAGAUCAUAAAGAAGAAGAUCAGGACCACAUGCAGCGUUCUUCAGGAGAAAACCUCAUUACUUUGAUCGGAUAUCCAGGGCCUCACAGUGAAGAUCUAUCACAUAAUCCUCCUAGUCAUGAAGAACCUUUUCUUGACCAAUCACAGAUUGUAACAACAAGUCUAGAUCUAUCACAUAAUCCUCCUAAUCAUGAGGAACCUUUUCCUAACCAAUCUCAGAUUAUAACCACAAGAAGCGUGCAGAAAGGAAGUAAAAGGUUUCAUUGUGAAGAAUGUGGAAAACUGUUUACAAGAAGCUCAGUUCUUUCUGUGCACAGAAGAAUUCACACAGGAGAGAAGCCGUAUUCAUGUUCAGAAUGUGAGAAAUGUUUCACAGACAAAUCAGGUCUCAUUAAACAUCAGAGAAUCCACACAGGAGAGAAGCCAUAUUCAUGUUCAGAAUGUGAGAAAUAUUUUACAAGGAAAUCACUUCUUGUUAAACAUGAAAGAAUUCACACCGGAGAGGAGCCAUAUUUAUGUUCAGAGUGUGGGAAAUGUUUCACAGAAAAAUCAAGUCUCCUUAUACAUCAGAGAAUUCACACAGGGUUAAAGCCAUACUCGUGCUCCGAAUGUGGGAAAUGUUUUACAGAAAAAUCAAGUCUCGUUAUACAUCAGAGAAUUCACACAGGGCUAAAGCCAUACUCAUGCUCCGAAUGUGAUAAAUGUUUUACCCAGAAAUCAUAUCUUAUUAUACAUAAGAGACUUCACACAAGAGAGAAGCCAUAUUCAUGUUCAGAGUGUGGGAAAUGUUUCACAGAAAAAUCAAGUCUCCUUAUACAUCAGAGAAUUCACACAGGGCUAAAGACAUACUCAUGCUCUGAAUGUGGGAAAUAUUUCACAAAAAAAUCAAGUCUCCUUAUACAUCAGAGAAUUCACACAGGGCUAAAGCCAUAUUCAUGCUCAGCAUGUGGAAAAUGCUUUUUAACUCAAUCAUAUCUUAUUAGACAUGAAAUAAUUCACACAGAAGAGAAACCAUAUUCAUGUUCAGAAUGUGGGAAAUGUUUUACCAAAAAGUCAUAUCUUAUAAAACAUGAGCGAAUUCACACAGGAGAGAGGCCAUAUUCGUGUUCAGAGUGUGGGAAAUGUUUUAGAGAUAAAUCAGAUCUUCUUAUACAUGAGAGAAUUCACACAGGAGUGAAGCCGUAUUCAUGUUCACAUUGUGGGAAAUGUUUUACAAGGAAAUCACAUCUUGUUAUACAUGAAAGAAGUCACAUAGGAGAGAAGCCAUAUUCAUGUUCACAUUGUGGGAAAUGUUUUACAAAGAAAUCACAUCUUGUUAUACAUGAGAGAAUUCACACAGGAGAAAAGCCAUAUUCAUGUUCAGAAUGUGGGAAAUGUUUUAAGCAAAAAUCACAUCUUGUAAAACAUGAGCGAAUUCACACAGGAGAGAAGCCAUAUUCAUGUUCACAUUGUGGGAAAUGUUUUACAAGGAAAACAAAUCUUGUUAUACAUGAGAGAAGUCACACAAGAGAGAAGCCGUAUUAAUAUUUUAUAUUAGAACAAUGAUUGUAAGUAAACGUAAGCCGACAUUGGGGUUUUUACUUUACACAGGAGGCCAUUAUAGUUGUGUCCCCUCCACAGAACAGGGUUUAGGCCUCUUUCACACUUGCAUUGUUUUCUGUUUUUGAGAUCUGUUCAGGAUGCAUCAGAAUGUCUUCCAUUCCGGCAGCAUUCCACUUUGUGAGCGGACACAAACCUGCUGCAAGCUACGGUUUUGUGUCCGGUCAUAAAAACGGAUCCAGCACUGAAAACAAUGUAAGUCAAUGGUGGCAGAUCAGGUUUAUUUUUACUCAUUGACUUUAAAUGUAUUUAGUGAUUAAUCAGUUUUUUCCGUUUUUAUUUCACACAACCGCAUCCUAAUGGAAGCGAUGCAUCCUGACCUGCAAAAUCAAAAUGCAUCCAUUUAAUUCCAGUAUUGAGAUCCUCUGCCGCAAGUGUGAAAGUAGCCCUACAUGAAGCGUUCCUGACAUAUCUGCACAAUCAUCUCCAUCAUCUGCUGCUCUGUAUGUUAUGUGUGACACAUCCGCACAGUUAUCCCCAUCAUCUGCUCUGUACAUUAUGUGGGACACAGCUGCACUGUACAUUAUGUGUGACACAGCCGCACAGUUACCCCCAUCAUCUGCUCUGUACAUUAUGUGUGACACAGUCACCCCCA